Lactuca sativa (garden lettuce) is the source of this 1732-nucleotide messenger RNA. RefSeq lists its product as uncharacterized. Lineage: Eukaryota; Viridiplantae; Streptophyta; Magnoliopsida; Asterales; Asteraceae. The record is from RefSeq and is a predicted model, not a curated record.
GCUAACAAAACUGUUCCUCAAACCUCAUUGGCUCAAAUGGAAACUCCGUUCCACAAUUUUCGCUGUCUAGGAGUUCUUACUGUAAACCGCGACACACCUAAUUCCAGACUCCAAAACUCAUUAUCCCCUUCUUUCCGUUCCGUAGACUUACUAAAAGUCAAAUUUUACUCGUUUCCCACUCCCAAGUCACCCCUAUCUUCAACUCGAAUAAAAAGAGAUUCAAGAACAUGAUCAGAAUCAAUAAUGGAGUAACUGAAAUUCAUCAUUAUCCAAUCAAUGACAACAAAAGUUUCUUCUUCCAAAACGAUGGCGGAGCAACGGCGUAGCAACCGCAGCCGUCAUACCAAAUUCCAUGUAUUCACCACCGUCUGUUUGAUAGCAAUCAUCUUCACCUACAUGUUCAACACAAACACCUUCGUUUCAAACAUCUCAUUCAAUUUCACUCCAAACACCACAAUCCCUUUUCUCUCUGUCAAUCUUUUGGACAACCAAACAUUCAUCGUGAAUCAGUUGAAAUCGACUUCAACGUUACACAAUCCAGUCUUGAUCGUUAAAGAAGUUAUUGUUCAAAAAUCGGUUUCCGAAGAUGAUCAGAACCCACUGGUUCCACCCAUUAAUCUCACCAAGAAACAAAGAAUGAGUUGGUUUAAAAACAAGCUUCCGGAGUUUGAUAUGUUGAACUCCAAUCAAGAAUUUGAAAUUCGGGCGAAAGAAUUCUUUCAAGACUGUAAUGUUCGAUUCUUCAUGACAUGGAUUUCGUCUCCUUUAAGGGUUUUCGGAAAAAGAGAGUUUCUCGCUGUUGAUGCUUUGUUUAAAUCAAAUCCAGAGAGUUGUUUGAUGAUACUAUCAAACGUUAUGGAUUCGGAUUUCGGGUUUCAAACCUUGAAACCGAUAAUUGAUCGUGGGUUUCGGGUUCAAGCACUCACGCCGGACUUGAACUUCUUGUUCAAGAACACUCCGGCGAAGUCGUGGUUUGAUCAUAUCAAGAACGGGAAUCGGGAUCCCGGAGAAAUCCCAUUAGCGCAAAACCUAUCGAAUUUGAUUAGACUCGUGGUUCUUUAUAAAUUCGGUGGUGUUUAUCUCGACACUGAUUUCAUUCCUUUGAAAGAUUUCAGCGGAUUACGAAACUCGAUCGGAGCUCAAAGCGUGAACUCGUUGGGCAACUGGACAAGAUUAAACAACGCAGUUUUGAUCUUCGACAAAAACCAUCCUUUGCUAUACAAAUUCAUCGAAGAAUUCGCGUUGACUUUUAAUGGAAACCGAUGGGGUUUCAACGGACCUUACCUUGUAUCAAGAGUAGUUGAAAGAGAAGCGACAGAACUAGAGUCAAACUUCACUGUUCUUCCGCCGCUGGCGUUUUAUCCGGUGGACUGGACACGAAUUGGCGGGUUGUUUCUCCGGCCGGUGAACCAGGCUCACCGGAAAUGGGCGGAGACGAAGGCGGCUCAGAUUAAAGAAUCGAGUUACGGGAUUCACUUGUGGAAUAAACAAAGUAGAAGAUUUAGAAUCGAAGAAGAAAGCAUCAUGGCGAGGUUGAUCUCCGAACACUGUGUCAUCUGCAAGUUCUUCAAGAAAAGUCAAAGACUUUCACACAAUUCUUUUUCCAUUUCAUCAUGAUUAUUUUUUGAAAAAUUUCCUCACGUAAAUAACAAAAAAUGGUUCAAUACAACCAUAUUUGUUUUUUUCAUUAACACAACAAGAAUAAAACGUAUGCAGUAUGCACUAUUUGCUA